Aphanomyces astaci is the source of this 1378-nucleotide messenger RNA. RefSeq lists its product as hypothetical. The transcript is spliced from 2 exons. NCBI's taxonomy places the organism in Eukaryota, Oomycota, Saprolegniomycetes, Saprolegniales, Verrucalvaceae. The coding region runs from base 793 to 1257 and encodes 154 amino acids. The record is from RefSeq and is a predicted model, not a curated record.
GGUGUGACUGGACGACUCGUGGUGGUCGGGGCGGUUGUGGAAAGGGGUGCAGUGGUCGUAGGUGCAAGCGUAGUUGGGGAUGGUGAUGCUGUGACUGGACGACUCGUGGUGGUUGGAGCGGUUGUGGUAAGGGGUGCAGUGGUCGUCGGCGUAAGCGUAGUUGGGGAUGGUGAUGUUGUGACUGGUGCCAAAGUGGUUGUUGGCGAAGCUGUAGUGGGAGGAGAUGUUGGGGAAUAGGUAGCAGGAGGUUUGGUGGUCGGCGCGGGGGCGGCAGUAGUAGGUGCAGGAGGGUUGGUAGUAGGUGCAGGAGCCUCGGUAGUAGGUGCAGGAGCCUUGGUAGUAGGUGAAGGAGUCUUGGUAGUAGGGGCUGGAGGGUACGUAGUAGGUGCAGGGGGGUUGGUAGUAGGUGCAGGGGGGUUGGUAGUAGGUGCAGGGGGGUUGGUAGUAGGUGCAGGGGGGUUGGUAGUAGGCGCAGGGGGCUUGGUAGUAGGCGCAUCUGUGGGCGGGUACACCGGUGUGCCUCCAAACUUCCACUGGCCAUUGGGAUGGGCAAUGCCAAAGUACGAUUCGAAUCCACCUUUACCGAGGUUGUCGUGGUACAUGAAGUAGUACGCGGCCGUGCCCGUCGAUUGCUGCCACCCCUUGACGUCAUAGUAGAACUUCUCCGACAACGCAGCGCUCGCGGUGUGACCUUGGAAUGACCCCCCCUGGCUGGGCCAGCCCACCUCUGUUACGCGGACCUUGGAGCCAAACUUGGCCACUACUGCCUCAUAUCUUCGCUUCAGGUCCUUAAUGGGGUCGGUAGUCGAGUCUGGGGCCCCGCUAAAGAACGGAUGGAUGUUGGCCCCCACAAUGUCGACGAGAUCGGCCAGUCCUGGGUUAGCCAGCAGGUCGCCGUCAGUUUGCACAAUGCCGACGGGGACGCGGACUCCAGCCGCUGCCAACUUGGCUUUCGCAUCUUGCACUACGGACGUCAAUCUCGCGGCGUUCCACCCUUGGUGCAAUUCUUCGUUGCCGAUAAAGAUGACCUGCACCGCGUUCGGGUUGGCUUUGGCGCCGGCGAUGGCAGCGUCAAGAUCCUCUUGGUACCUGUUGCCCAACAACCACACCCCCGCCGCGAUCUUUAAGCCAGCGUUGGCCGCGACUGUGAUGGCGUUUUGGUUGCCCAUGGAUGUCUGGAAGGUCCGCACAGACUCGAAUCGUUGCUUGAUGGUGCGGAAAUGGGCUGGCAUGUUGGCCGAGUCGUACGAGUCGUAGCAGACACCGAAACCUUCGGCUAUGACGGAGGUUGCCAAGACAAAUAACCCCAACACGGGCAAUACGAUGUGAUAGAGCAUACUUCCGUGACAAUGCAAAUUGGAAAAUGAGUCGCUAUCAG